Messenger RNA from Bipolaris sorokiniana ND90Pr, 1011 nucleotides. RefSeq lists its product as uncharacterized. Lineage: Eukaryota; Fungi; Ascomycota; Dothideomycetes; Pleosporales; Pleosporaceae. Bases 1 to 1011 code for a protein of 336 amino acids. The record is from RefSeq and is a predicted model, not a curated record. The transcript has 3 exons.
AUGGCUGAAGACCGGAUUCUCAAUCAACACAUCAAUGGGGUCUCCACUCAAAACGGCUCGCAAGCCUUCGUGGGGUCGGCGCAAAAUGUAUAUUUUGCUGACCGCAAAUCUCCACAGGAAUCGCAGGAGAGAGCGGCUUUGCAGUGUCGCGACGCUCUCUUCGUAACCGAUCCCCACGUCGACCGUGAGAGUCUGAUCACCGCCAAAGGCACUAGAGUUCCAAGCACAUGCGAGUGGAUUAGAAACGAUGUGAAAUAUCGCGCCUGGCUAAACGGCGGUAGUCAUGGCGAUAGCGGUAGCACCAACGACAUACGCCUGCUGUGGAUCUCAGGUGGGCCUGGCAAGGGCAAAACUAUGCUCUCCAUCUUCCUUACUGAGGAGCUUGAGAAGCAUGCAGCGCACCAAGAAAACACUGAUCUCAUAUUUUUUUUCUGCAGUGCGCAGAACGAGAAACACAACACAGCUCUCGCUGUCCUACGUGGGCUACUGCAUCAAAUUCUUACUAAGCGCCCGCAGUUAUCUAAGCAUGCGCUGCGUCAUUUUGAGCCGCCCGAACGGAAACAACAAACCUUGUCAUCUCUGGAAGCAUUAUGGAUCAUUUUCGUCGAAGUAAUCACAGAUGUUGACUUUGGAACGGUGUUCUGCGUGCUCGAUGGGCUCGACGAGUGUGAGGAGAGCAUACGGAAAGGACUAGUAUCGCGACUUGUAACCCUGCUGAAUGGACAAAACUCCUCAACUCAAAACAUGUUUAAGCUCGCGAUAAUCAGCCGGGAAAUGCCUGGACUUAAAAACUGUCCGAGGGUGAGGCUAGACCCCGAUAAUGACGAGAGGGUGAGCAGCGAUAUUGAACUGUUCAUAUCUGCACGGAUGAGCGAUCUUUCAGAGAUUGAAGGUUUCAACGGCGAAUUGCAAGCGUCUGUUCAGAAAGAGCUACUAGAUCGGGCCGAGGGUACUUUCCUCUGGCCGUAUGCUGCUUCAGAUACCAGAGGAACAGAGAGAAACCAGCUGUAA